GCCAGUUGGCAGCACCAUUUCAACCUCGCCGCGAGCGCCAGCUACCGACCGGUUCGCGCCACAACGUCCCAGGCAUGGCGCUCCUCCUCUUCGUCCUAAUCCACUUCGCCGCCGCGGCGGCGGCUGAGUCAUCUCGUUCUCCGGCCACGGCGCUCUUCGUCCUCGGGGACUCCACCGUGAGCUGCGCGUCCAGCAUUCUCCCCCUCAACCUCACCGCACCCUCCCUCUCCUCCGCCGGCCCGUGCCUCUUCCCCUCCGGCCGCCGCCUCCUGCCCGACCUCCUCGCGGCCAAGAUGGGCCUCCCACCGCCGCCCCUCAUCUCCACCCUCAACGGCACCGCAGCCGCCGCGGCUCGGGGCGUCAACUUCGGCGGGCAGUACGGCGACCGCGGGAUUUUCCGCAUGGGCGCCGUCGGGCAGCAGCUCCGCCUGGCCGCAGAGACGCUGCAGCUUCUGCAGCUGGAGACGGGCACCCCGCAGGACGCCCCCUCCGCUGCCGCGGCGGCGGGCGCGGUGUUCGUGCUGUCCUUCGGCACCGACGCCUACGCGCGGCUGCUCGCGCGCGGGCCCGCCGAGGCCGCCGCCGCCGCGCCCAAGCACGGCCGCCGCGGGCUCGGGCGCCUCCUCGCCGACCGUAUCGCCCGCGCCGUCGCAGAGCUGUACGAGGCGGAGGUGAGGAGGGUGGCGGUGAUGGGGGUGGCGCCGCUGGGGUGCGCGCCGCGCGUCAUGUGGGAGGCGGGCGGCGGGCGAGGGUGCGUGGAGGAGGCGAACGAGCUGAUCGAGGGGUACAACGCCAGGCUCGCGGCGAGGCUGGAGGACCUGCGGCCGCAGCUGCCCGGCGCCGACGUCGUGUUCUGCGACGUGUACAAGGGGAUGAUGGAGAUCAUCUCCAAUCCCCGCAGACACGGAGUCGAGGGAGGCGUGCUGCGGGGUGGGGCCAUUCAAGGCGACGGUGGGUUGCCUGAGCACGGAGAUGGCGUGCGCCGCGCCGGAGCGGCACGUGUGGUGGGACCUCUACACCCCCACGGACGCCGUCGCCGCCCUCGUCGCCAACUGGUCCUGGAGCUCGCCGCCGCCGGCGACUAGUUCGGGCUCCGGCGACUCCGACGUGAUGGGCAUCUGCAGUCCCAUGUCUCUGCAGCAGCUGGCAGCUGGGUCGCCGCCGCCGGCGUAGCAGUGCAUCAACAGCUGCUAGCUGCUCAGAAGGAUAUAUCUAGAUGCAUGUUGUGA
This is a messenger RNA of Setaria italica (foxtail millet), 1229 nucleotides long. RefSeq names its product GDSL esterase/lipase At5g55050. The record is from RefSeq and is a predicted model, not a curated record. Gene Ontology annotation, molecular function: hydrolase activity, acting on ester bonds. The transcript has 3 exons. Lineage: Eukaryota; Viridiplantae; Streptophyta; Magnoliopsida; Poales; Poaceae.